GAACGUCGCCCGCCGCCUAUAUACUACGUCAGCAAAGCCGUCUGAAACGCUCUCGUGGGCUGGCAAAGGAUGCCCUCAAAAGGCAGAAGAUAAACUUACUGAGACACUGAACAUCAAGUCUGGUGAACGAUGGAUCGAACAAGCCCUGGAUGAUGGCAAAGGAAACUUAGCCAUCACAGCAAAGGAUAAAGUGGAAGUGUGUCAAAAACACCUACAGGAAUUAUGGAACAACAAAUCAACAAAUAAUCCACAAAUAUUCCCAUGGCACUGCCCCACAAUUACCCAGGAGCAAGCCAUAUACCUUGCCAGCCCAAUAACAAUGCAAGAGGUAAUGGACUCCAUUAGAUCAUCUCCAAGGGGAAAAGCACCUGACCCUGAUGGCCUACCCUCAGAGUUCUAUCACAUAAUGAAAAUGAAAAUAGUCCUCCACCUCACAAACAUGUUCAAUGAAAUACUAAGUGGAAGCAAUCCUCCCCAUACAUGGAGUGAAGCACACAUAGUACAAAUUCCAAAGAAGACUGAGAAUAUUGAUCAAGUUGGCAAUUGGCAUCCCAUCAUGCUGGAGAACUGUGACCUCAAAAUCUUUAGCAGGGUGUUGUCCAAUCACUUCCAAGAAGUACUUGACACCAUCAUCCACGAAUCACAGACAGGCUUUGUCAGAGGAUGGCGACUCUUUGAGUCAGCACUGACUAUAGAUAGCAUACUCCAGGUGCAAGAUAGCAACGGAAUUGCAAAGCUAACAGUGGAUAACAAAGAGGCACAAAUUGAAAUCAAACAAGGAGUUCCUCAAGGUGAUCCCAUUGCACCUCUACUAUUUAUCAUAGCACUAGAACCUUUAAUGGCAGCAGCUAGAGUGGAAAUAGAGGGGUCACCAACAGUAAUGGCACAGUACAUAACGUGGCCUAUGCAAAUGACAUGA
Messenger RNA from Paraglomus occultum, 919 nucleotides. Lineage: Eukaryota; Fungi; Glomeromycota; Glomeromycetes; Paraglomerales; Paraglomeraceae. The record is from the annotation of a GenBank genome assembly.